Sesamum indicum (sesame) is the source of this 3998-nucleotide messenger RNA. RefSeq names its product Leucine-rich receptor-like protein kinase family protein (gene FLS2). NCBI's taxonomy places the organism in Eukaryota, Viridiplantae, Streptophyta, Magnoliopsida, Lamiales, Pedaliaceae. The record is from RefSeq and is a predicted model, not a curated record. Gene Ontology annotation, molecular function: protein binding; protein kinase activity; ATP binding. Gene Ontology annotation, biological process: protein phosphorylation.
AGGUUAAGUGCAUGACACUGAUGAUGAUUUUAGCUGUUUCACAUGUUAGUUUUAGUAUUCUUGUCAAACUUCAAAGAGUGGGAAGUGAACAAGGUUGACUUUGUUACGCAGUCGUCGCUGUAUUUCAGCUGAAGCAAGAUGAGUGAGAAGGCUCCCGUAUCACACUAACUUGUCUAUAUGAAUGCUUGAUGUAAGAAUAAGAUCCAUCCAUCUAGUACUCACCCAAAUAUCAUUACAGAAAACAAGCAUGUCUCAGUCUCCACGGUUGACAUUUUCAGCCUUUAUACUCUCUACUCUCCUGCUUGGAGUUCUUGCUGCAGAUCCAGGCCUGGAAGCUGAAGCUCAGGCUUUAAAAGCAUUCAAGAAGUCAAUCUUCAACGACCCUUCCAGCGCCCUUCUGGAUUGGAAUGACACCAACCAUCACUGCAACUGGUCUGGAAUUGCGUGUGAUCCUCUGUCGGGAAAUGUCGUUUCCGUUUCUCUGGUUGACAAGCAGCUGGCGGGGGAGAUUUCUCCAUUCCUUGGAAACCUUACUUAUCUUCAGGUUCUUGACUUAACUCUAAACUCAUUCACAGGAAGAAUUCCUCCCCAGUUGGGGUCUUGCUCACAGCUUACCCAAUUGAUCCUUUAUGCAAACUCUCUUUCUGGUUCUAUUCCAGCAGAGCUUGGAAAUCUGAAAACUCUGCAGGCAAUGGACUUAGGGGAUAAUUUUUUUAAUGGAAGCAUCCCUGAGAGUUUAUGCAACUGUACUGCAUUAAUACAACUUGGAUUCAUCAACAAUAAUCUAACAGGGACAAUUCCACAAGAUAUUGGUAAUUUAGUAAAUCUUCAGUUAUUCGUAGCGUUCGGUAACAAGUUAGAGGGCUCCGUACCUGCUUCCAUUGGCAAAUUGAAAGAACUGCAGGCUCUUGAUCUAAGUGAAAACCAGCUAUCUGGAAAAGUCCCUCCAGAAAUUGGGAACAUAUCCAACUUAGAAACUCUUCAGUUGCAUGUGAACUUGCUUUCUGGAGAAAUCCCACCUCAACUGGGUUAUUGUAGGAAGCUAGUUCGUUUGAACAUAUUCACCAAUCAUUUCACUGGUAGCAUUCCCUCUGAACUUGGCAAUUUGGUCAACUUAGAAGCCUUAAGACUGUACAAAAACAAGCUGAGCUCCACAAUUCCAAACUCUUUGUUCCAGCUGAAAUCCUUAACCCACCUGGGACUCUCUGAGAACGAGUUGGUGGGUACAAUUUCAUCUGAGAUAGGCUCUUUGAGAUCUCUUGAAGUGUUAACUUUGCAUUCGAAUAAUUUCAGUGGUGAGAUUCCUUCGAGUAUAACACAAUUGAGCAACUUAUCCUACCUGUCUAUAGGCUUCAAUUCAUUCACAGGACCUCUUCCAACUGACAUUGGAUUGCUGUAUAAUCUGAAGAACCUGACAGCAAGUGACAAUCUCCUAGAGGGAUCCAUUCCAUCUAGUAUUAUCAACUGUACACGUCUUCUUGUCAUAACUUUGACAAGUAACAGAAUUAGUGGGAAAAUACCUCAGGGGUUUGGCCAAUUAUCUAGCCUCACAUACAUGUCAUUAGGGAACAAUAGAAUCUCAGGGAUCAUUCCUGAUGACCUCUUUAACUGCUCAGAACUUGAAGUGCUGGAUUUAAGUCAAAACAAUCUCAAUGGUAUGCUGAAACCACAGAUUGGGAAACUGGUUAAACUCAGAAUUCUAGGAGCUCGAGAUAAUUCAUUUUCUGGACCAAUUCCAAAAGAGAUUGGCAAUCUUAGUCGACUGAUAUAUUUGGAGAUUCAUGGAAAUAGAUUUUCAGGCCCAGUUCCACGGGAACUUUCAAAACUCACAGUUCUCGAAGGCCUUUCUCUGAAUGACAACGAGCUGGAUGGAGUAAUUCCUGAAGAACUUUUUGAGCUGAAACAAUUAACCGAACUUCGGCUGCAGCACAAUAACUUGGUGGGUCCAAUUCCAGAUGCUAUCUCAGAACUUGAAUCACUUUCUUAUUUGGAUCUCAGCGGCAACAAGCUCAAUGGGACCUUUCCGAAAAGCUUACAGCGUCUUCUCCGACUGACAACCUUAGAUCUUUCACACAAUCAUUUUACUGGAUACAUUCCAGGAUCAGUGAUUGCAGCUAUGAAGAAUAUGCAGAUCUACCUCAACGUUUCACAUAAUAUCUUCGAUGGGACAAUCCCAGAGGAAAUAGGCAUGCUGGAAAUGGUUCAGGGGAUUGACAUGUCUAAUAAUAAUAUAUCAGGAAGCAUUCCUCUUUCUCUAAGAGGCUGCAGAAAUUUGAUCUCCCUGGAUCUGUCUGGGAACAGAAUUUCUGGUCAACUUCCGGGUGAAAAUUUUCCUCGACUUAAUCAACUGGUGAGCUUGAACCUGUCAAGGAAUCAGUUAGAUGGUGCACUUCCUGAAACAUUGGGAAGCAUGAGGUAUCUCUCCAUGGUUGAUUUGUCUCAGAACAAAUUCAGUGGCAGCAUUCCAGAGAGUUUUGCCAACAUCUCAAGCUUGAAAUAUCUCAAUCUUUCUUUCAAUUUGCUUGAAGGUCAUGUUCCUGAGGCUGGGGUUUUUAAGAAUAUGACUGCAAGCAGUUUACAAGGAAAUCCAGCUCUUUGUGGAACAAAUUAUUUGAAGCAUUGCAAAGAGAAGAGCAAUCGAAGGAGCUUCCACCAUUUCUCAAAUAAAGCCCUGGCCAUCCUUUUGGCACUGGUAUGUGUUCUUCUACCCAUUAUUCUGCUGUCAGCAUAUUAUGCCAUGCGCCAAAUAAUCAAGAAGCGCAACAGAAGGGUUGGAAAUCCAAAAGUUGAGUACCCUUCAGCAAUUACCCUCAAAAGAUUUGAUGCUAAGGAUAUAGCAACUGCUACUAAUUCCUUCAGUCAGGAUAACAUAAUUGGGUCGAGCACUUUAAGUACUGUCUACAAGGGCACCUUGGAAGAUGGGAAGAAAAUAGCUGUAAAGAACUUGAAUUUGCACCAGUUUGCAGCAGAGUCCGAUAAAUUCUUCUACAGGGAAGUCAAUACUUUGGGCCAAAUACGACACAAGAAUCUGGUCAAGGUUCUAGGUUAUGCUUGGGAGAGCGGAAGCCUUAAAGCAUUAGUCCUGGAAUUCAUGGAGAAUGGAAGCUUGGACAAGAUAAUACAUGAUCCGCAUACAGAUCAUCCCGGCUGGUCAUUAGCAGAGCGCGUUGAUGCUUUAAUUUCCAUAGCUAAUGCGUUGGUGUACUUGCACUCAGGUUAUGAUUUUCCUAUAGUGCACUGUGACUUGAAGCCUUCCAACGUUCUUUUGGAUGGUAAGUUGGAAGCUCGCGUAAGUGAUUUUGGCACCGCAAGGAUACUUGGUAUUCAUCUUGAUGAUGGAGCCAGUAUUUCCUCAUCAUCAGCAUUCGAAGGAACUAUUGGCUACUUGGCUCCAGAAUUUGCAUACAUGAGGAAAGUUACAACAAAGGUGGAUGUCUUCAGCUUUGGCAUCAUAGUGAUGGAGUUGAUCACAAAAACGAGGCCAACAGGACUCAUGGACGAGGAUGGAUUGCCCAUCACAUUAUCACAACUUGUCCAGCAAGCACUUCAACAGGGAAUCAACCGCCUCUAUGAAGUUUUGGAUCCUCAUUUCAAGUCAUAUGAUUCCGAGAAACAAGAAGCUUUAGAAGGGCUUCUUCAUUUAGCAUUGUCCUGCACCAGCCCAAAUCCAGAUGACCGCCCUGACAUGGAACAAGUGCUGCCUUCUCUUUCAAAGAUUCGUAAAAUGACGUGAAAUACGAAGGACCGCUUCUUUCACCUUAACUUAGCAACAUGAUGAAGCAUCAUAGCUGAAAUAUCCAUACAAAAUGUCUUGUACUCGUAGCUGCAGGAAAAUAGUAGUAUUUUCCUUUAAACUUACUUUCAGUAUGAAUUGUCACUGUAAAAUAUGCAGAUCAAUAAGCCUGAUCCAUCUGCAGGACAUUAUGCAACUAUAGAGGGAAUUCAGGCCUACAUGAACCAUCACAAUUCACAAAUCCUAAGCUGAAUAUUGUACAAAG